AUGUCUCGCCGCCGUGCCUCCCACAGCGAAUCAUUGGGUCUAUCCUCCACUAUGAACGAAGCCUUUGCCUAUCCUUUCUCCGGGAUGCAACAGAGCAGUGCUCCACAACGACGCGGCCCGAUCGAAGGGCCCAACGGACGACGGUUGAUUCGUAGGGUCACCUGGCGAUCCUCCACGUACAAGCUGAUGGCUUGUCUGUGGGUGUUGGGCGUCUUCUAUAUCGUCUGGCUCAUUCGGGAUGUCUUCUACUAUCCAUUCUACUCCUCCUCCCAACAACCUCUCCCCCCCCAGCCAGCCAAUGAUUUGUUGGCUUCUUACCUGGGUCGUCAAGAGUGCGACAUCUCGUCCCUGUCCCUCUUCACCCCCCCUCCAUCCGGUGAUGGCGAACGAGCGUCAAGCAAUCCGUACUGCCAAACCCGUGACGCACUUCUCAGCGCCAUGAGCAAUGGCGGGCGUCAUGGCUUCGACGCUGCGUAUACUUCACAAGGGUGCUCCUAUCGUUGGUUCACCAGCGCUGAAGUGUGCAAUAUUCUACGCAAAUUUGAUGGAAUUGUCUUCAUUGGUGAUGAUUCUCUGGCCGACGCUUAUGCAGGGUUCAACAUUCUUCUCCGGGAGGACCUGGCGACCGGAUCCCUGAGAGAGUGGGAGAUAAACAAGGACCAUGGUCACAGUUGCCGAUGUGAAUCUCAGUUCACCAGUGCCUCAUGUGUGCCACUGCGGAUUACUUCAAGCGAUGAUGUACACGCGCAGGAUGGCGGCAAUCCCACUCGUAGACCCUAUACUUGUUCUUCCCAUACCCCUCAUGCAUUCCUCGCCACAGCCGGCUCGCCUGCUCCGAAGAACGCGUACGAAAAGUUCCGUCGAAUGGUCGGCCGAGGGGCUGGCCGGAACAAGCCAGUACCCGUGGUCUUGAGUCUUUCACUUUCCACGUCCUAUUCCUUGCCCACGGCCAAAAGUAGCAUGGAGGAAUGGCUCACAUUGGCCCAGGCCAGUGGACGAAACACCCCUUUUCUCUGGGUAGGCCCCACAGCCCCUGGGCUGCAAAAGGAUUCUGGAGACAACAUCCACGCGUCCAGCUGGCAGUAUUCACAAGAUACUGCUCAAGAAGCCCAUGAUCGAGGCCUAGAUGCCCUGGCUAUGUACAACGCAACACUGCAGGCCGACAGCUGGGAUGGAAAACACUAUGGAGAAAAGGUGGCUUUGAUACAGGCAAUGAUGGUUAUCAACUGGCUGUCUGCCAUCUAG
Molecule: messenger RNA, 1245 nt
Organism: Aspergillus ibericus CBS 121593
Lineage: Eukaryota; Fungi; Ascomycota; Eurotiomycetes; Eurotiales; Aspergillaceae
Exons: 5
Coding region: 1-1245 (414 amino acids)
Source: RefSeq, a predicted model, not a curated record